This is a messenger RNA of Drosophila biarmipes, 733 nucleotides long. RefSeq lists its product as uncharacterized. The record is from RefSeq and is a predicted model, not a curated record. The coding region runs from base 91 to 558 and encodes 155 amino acids. NCBI's taxonomy places the organism in Eukaryota, Metazoa, Arthropoda, Insecta, Diptera, Drosophilidae. The transcript has 3 exons.
GAUCAUAAUGUAUACCGCUCGCCUAGGACACUGGGCUGUAUUGAAUAAUCUAUAUUAUUUGACAUUUACACAAAAAUACAUAAUAUUGAUAUGUCAUUUAGCGUAAUAAAUUUUCUGUUUACAUUCCUCGUUUUGGUGCCAGGUAUUCUUGGUCAGUGCAUAGAGUGUAAAGCCCGCGGGAAGUUCCACUGCCAGACGAACUACACGGGCUACUACUGCGCUCCAGGCGCUUACAUCAAUGAAAAUGCGAUUUCAGAGCAUACAUGCAACACGAGUGGCAGGACUUACAAAAGCCCCUUCUCGGCGUGCACGCCCUAUCCAUUCGAAAUAACUUACAUCGAGACGUUUUGCUGUCUUUAUUCACCCUCCCUUGGCUGUCAGAUGGCCCUGAAUCCAGGUAUCUUCAACAGGGAGAAGCUACCUGUCAGCAGAUGCGAGGAUUGCAUUGGGCACUGCCGAUGCUUGAACAAGGGUGCUCCUUUUUUUCAGCCCAGGAAAGGGCUUUCCCUCUUGGGGAUUUGCGCCAUGCUAACCCAGUCGAUGAAUUUGAGAAUUUAGGACUGAAUGAGGUGCGAAACUUAUUGAAGCAUUGACAGUAGUUCGACGUGGGUGAUUAUAACUACUCCACCUCGGGCAACUGAAUUGUGUGGAAGAAAAUACAGUGUCAUAGCCAACCAAUUUUUCAAAGUUAAGAAGGUAAAAUAUGUAUUAAAAAAUAAAAUUUUCGAUUGAA